This is a messenger RNA of Penicillium salamii, 855 nucleotides long. NCBI's taxonomy places the organism in Eukaryota, Fungi, Ascomycota, Eurotiomycetes, Eurotiales, Aspergillaceae. The record is from the annotation of a GenBank genome assembly.
AUGGCAACCCAGCUGGUGCCGCUCCCAGAGGUGGAGCGCCUCAGCGCUUCGGUUGUCCGAAUCUUGGGUGGAAACCCAGGCAAAUUCACACUCCAAGGCACGAAUACAUACUUAAUUGGUCGCGGGCACCAGAGAAUCCUCAUAGACACUGGAGAAGGACAGCCGGCAUGGGCCCAAAACCUCAAGACUGUAUUGACAGCGGAGAAAGCCACCGUGCACCAGGCUAUCAUCACCCACUGGCACGGCGACCAUGUCGGCGGUCUCCCGGAUCUACUCCAGAUGUGCCCGCAGGCCCAGGUUUUCAAACACCAGCCGGAACCAGAGCAAAAUGAGAUCCAAGAAAGCCAGACCUUCUCCGUCGACGGUGCCACGUUAACGGCACUACAUACGCCAGGCCACACGGUCGACCACAUGGCCUUUAUUCUAGAAGAAGAAAACGCAAUGUUUACAGGUGACAAUGUCUUGGGCCAUGGCACGGCAGUCUUCGAAGAUCUGAAGACCUACCUCAGUAGCCUGCACCGCAUGCGUGACCGAGCCUGCGGUCGCGGAUACCCCGGUCAUGGGGCGGUGAUUGAGAAUUCCGGGGCGCGUAUCACGGAGUACAUCAAGCACCGACAGCAGCGCGAAGACGAGGUGCUGCACGUGCUCAAAUUUGGAUCGCUGGAUGGGACAGUGGUGGAUAUUAAGCCAUGGACGCCUCUGGAGCUCGUGAAACAGAUUUACAAGGGUGUUCCCGAGUCAUUGCACUUGCCAGCUUCGCAUGGGGUUGCCCUGGUGCUUGCGAAGUUGGAAGAUGAGGGAAGGGUCGUGGAAAGGGAUGGGGGAUGGAUGUUGAGUGAGCGGUCAGCAUUGUGA